AUGGUGCCGGCCGGCUUGGCGCCGCGCGAGGGCUGGGGCGGCGGCGAGGAGGCGACGCGGCGCUCACGGCCCGGCGCGGCGCGAGCCCCGCUGCGUCCCCAUCGCCGGCCACCAGGCUCCGUGCCCGCGAGGCAGGGCUCAGGUCCUGCGGCCCGCCAUGGCCGAGCCCCCCGGCGGGCUCCAGCGCCGCUCGAGCCCCCCGACGGCGCUCCGUCCCAUGGACCGCCCCGGAGCCGAGGGACGAGGAUGCGCGGGCGGGGGCCGGCGGGGCCCGGCGCGGGUCGCCCCGGUACGCGGCUCGCGAGGCCGCCGGCUGCGGUCGUGGCGCGGGCUCCGCGGAAGUGGCGAGCGCGGGGAGCCCAGGCUCAUUUAAGCGGCGAGCGCGAGCGCCGCGUGCCGGCCGCCGCCCGUGCGCAUGUGCGGCCCUCGCCCCGCCCCCGCCCGCGUGGCCCCGCGCCCGCCCACCAAUCGCCUCGCUGUCCUCCCGAGGCCUCGAGCCCCGGGCCAGCGUCGCGCGCCCCCCGGCGGCCGCUCGUGGGGCAGGGCGGGGCGGGGCGGGCAGCGCGGGUCGCCGCCAAGGGAGCGCCCGCCUCCCCUCUCACCCACCUGCACGUCUCCGCUGUCGCCGACGGGGAGGGGGCGCCGACCCCUGGGCCUCCCGGGUCUCAAGGUCAAAACUUAGCCCUCUCGGCUGGCUGUGGCACUGACCGGGGCGGGAAAGCGCAGGUGUGGGCGCGGGCUCCGGAGCGGGGGGCGCCAGGUGAGUUAACCUGCCCGCCGCCAGCGCUCCCCAGGUCCCGGCCCGAGGCCACGUGCCUGACCUCACGACCCCGCCGAGCGUCAGAGCCCCUCGCGGGGUGGGUGCUGUCGGGGUGCCCCUGGAGUGAGGGACACGGGGCUGUGGACGCGGGGGUAGCGCCCUCUCAGCCGCCGAGCCCGCCGCGCAGCCCUGACCCCACUGAGGAAGACCUCGGAGCUGGCGAGCUGCUGCUCCCCGCGGCGGCCGGGUCAGCCCCACUCACAGCGAGCCUGCAGGACAGUAGAGCUGCCCUGGGUUUCCGAGGAGCGCUGGUGGCUUCGAGCUGCCCACCUUCGGGUUAG
Messenger RNA from Loxodonta africana (African savanna elephant), 1101 nucleotides. Its product is annotated as skin secretory protein xP2-like. The transcript has a single exon. NCBI's taxonomy places the organism in Eukaryota, Metazoa, Chordata, Mammalia, Proboscidea, Elephantidae. Bases 1 to 1101 code for a protein of 366 amino acids. The record is from RefSeq and is a predicted model, not a curated record.